Messenger RNA from Staurois parvus, 1140 nucleotides. The record is from the annotation of a GenBank genome assembly. NCBI's taxonomy places the organism in Eukaryota, Metazoa, Chordata, Amphibia, Anura, Ranidae.
AUGGAAAGUGAGGUAAUGAAUGGCGUGGUUGUCAGCUCUGAUCUUCACCCACCUCACAGCGACUUUCUGACAUCUAUGAAGUCCAUGCCGAUUUCUGCAGUAAAGCAGAACAGUGUGUUGCAGACUCUGGUGAGCAAAGAAGAGGAACUAAGCAGAGAGACGGAAAAUGAAGAUUUGCUAAAAGCAGAGCAGGAAUGGGAUGCACUUGAAAAUAUACAGACAGGGCUGUACUGUGAGAAAUCAGGGCUUCUGAGUGACCUACCUGGACAAACGCCUUUGAUCUCCUUCAAUGAAGCAUUGCAAUAUUUCCAGACAGCGGACCUCUCUGAGUACAUGAAAAGGAUCCAGCCCACGGUACGGCGCACUGGCCUCUCUGCAAUCGCUCACCUUCUGUUUGGACCACCGCGGCUUAAUAGAGACCUCCAUGCAGAGAGAGACUUAGUGCUGGCAAUAGCACAGUGUCCACUGGACAGCAGUCAGCAAGUUCAUGUUAGAGUCCUGCAGACCAUAUACAAGAAGCUGACAGGCGCCCGCUUUGACUGCCCCUUAUAUGGAUCACACUGGGAACAAUUAGGAUUCCAAGGUAUGGAUCCUGGAACAGACUUAAGAGCUGCAGGUCUGCUCGGUCUGAUGCACCCGCUGUACAUGGUGAUGGAGCCAAAAACACUGCCCCUGGCACAUGAUAUCUUCCGGCUGUCACAGCACCACACACAGAAUUUUCCCUUCUGUAUAAUGUCCAUAAACAUCACCAGGAUUUGUAUACAGACCCUGAGAGAGGAGCGGGUGUCCAGGGAGUGUAACCGGAGACAACAAGUCUUUGCUGUACUGAAUGAUCUUUAUGUGGCCAUUUUCUACCACCUCUACCAUGUGUGGAAGACACAGAACAAAACCAUCAGUGACUCCGGCUUCAUCCUUAAAGAACUUGAGACAUUUGCCAAGAGGAAGCCUAAAGAUCUUUUACGCCAGUUGGAGGCAUAUCUGAAAGAGCGGCCUUUGCCUAAAGAUCUUCCCCUGGAAAUCUGGGCCCAGCACUCCUCGGAGCAGCGGAUCUCCACCCAUGAGGGCAGUAAUGGACAAGCUGGUGGGAUGUGUUUCACCGGGGUGUGUGAGCAACAGGUGCAGGAGGACCGUCUCAUCUGA